AUGCAGGUGAUCUUAUGGUCACACACUGAGAUUGACCACGAAGUCUCAGAGUCGCUCCUUAACGAACAACCUGCUGAGGCUGACAAUCAAGGAGCGCGUGAAACCAGCGGUCCCGAAGCCAAGGCCACGGUGAUCGCGAAUGAUCGACCAGACACUAAGCGCCCAUCCCCAGCGCUUGGACCCAACGAUCCCCGAUGGCCGGUAGGGCUUAGAUUGAAUUGCGGGACGACCCCACCCCAACUCGAAGUUUCUGCAACAUUGGACAAUAAGGCGAAAGGAGCCGCGCCGGGCGUUCAUCAGAAACCGCCACAAGAGAGAAGUUCGCGCUCGUUUUGGAAGUGUUGA
Molecule: messenger RNA, 345 nt
Organism: Coprinopsis cinerea okayama7#130
Lineage: Eukaryota; Fungi; Basidiomycota; Agaricomycetes; Agaricales; Psathyrellaceae
Exons: 4
Coding region: 1-345 (114 amino acids)
Source: RefSeq, a predicted model, not a curated record